Molecule: messenger RNA, 1218 nt
Organism: Lolium rigidum
Lineage: Eukaryota; Viridiplantae; Streptophyta; Magnoliopsida; Poales; Poaceae
Product: mitochondrial dicarboxylate/tricarboxylate transporter DTC-like
Exons: 6
Coding region: 16-939 (307 amino acids)
Biological process (GO): transmembrane transport
Molecular function (GO): oxoglutarate:malate antiporter activity
Source: RefSeq, a predicted model, not a curated record
GCGGGGGAAGAGGAGAUGGCGGAGGCGAAGCAGCAGCAGCAGCCGCCGCAGACGGCGCUGGCCGCCAGCGGCGCAUGGAAGACGGUGAAGCCCUUCGUGAACGGCGGCGCGUCCGGGAUGCUCGCCACCUGCGUCAUCCAGCCCAUCGACAUGGUCAAGGUAAAGAUCCAGUUGGGCGAGGGCUCUGCCACUGCUGUCACCAGGAAGAUGCUUGCUGAAGGGGGAGUUGGUUCCUUUUACAAGGGAUUGUCAGCUGGUUUGCUAAGGCAAGCGACAUACACAACUGCUCGUCUUGGAUCCUUCAGGGUUUUAACAAAUAAAGCAGUUGAAGCAAACGAUGGAAAACCACUGCCCCUAGUCCAGAAAGCUCUUAUUGGCCUCACUGCCGGAGCAAUUGGAGCAUGUUUUGGUAGUCCUGCAGAUUUGGCUCUCAUCAGGAUGCAGGCCGAUUCAACCUUACCAGCAGCCCAGCGCCGCAACUAUAAGAAUGCUUUUCACGGCAUUUACCGUAUUAUUGCUGAUGAAGGUGUUCUGGCACUUUGGAAGGGUGCUGGUCCAACUGUAGCGAGAGCGAUGUCGCUCAACAUGGGCAUGCUUGCUUCCUAUGACCAGAGUGUUGAGUUACUCAGAGACAAACUUGGUGCUGGAGAGAUGUCUACAAUGCUUGGGGCCAGUGCUGUGUCGGGAUUCUUUGCAUCGGCUUGCAGUUUGCCCUUCGAUUAUGUGAAGACACAAGUUCAGAAGAUGCAGCCCGAUGCCACUGGAAAGUAUCCAUACACUGGAUCUCUUGACUGUGCAAUGAAGACCUUGAAAAGUGGCGGACCAUUUAAGUUCUACACUGGUUUCCCAGUCUACUGCGUCAGGAUUGCCCCACAUGUCAUGAUGACUUGGAUAUUCUUGAGCCAGAUCCAGAAGGCUGAGAAGCGUGUUGGACUUUAAGAGCUGCGUUAUGCUAUACCUACCCAAGGAAUAAUAACAGUGUUGCUUCUAUGUACAUUAUAAGCCAGAUACACAAAAUUUGAACUUCUUUACUUAGCUUAUAUGCUACCCUGGUGCUUUGAGCCUUUCACACCAUAUAAUCGUAUCAUUUCUGGGGAACUUUUGUGCUACCACCAUUAGACUUGAUGUAUGUCAUAAGAUGGAUCCAGACAUUAGCAUACUUUGUUCAUCUAAAUUUUGUUGUAGGUCUUCUGCUUGUCAAGUAUCAAUAUUUAUUUA